GAUGGCCCACUAAGGUAGGUUGUUGAGUCGCGUCUGGUUCAUAGGGCACCCAUCAGCCACCAGGACAUCCAUGGUGAAGAACACCCGCAGCAGGUCCACGAAGGGCAGUCUGAGACUGGCCGAUAUCAGGGCUUACAUGGAGAGCUGAACCACCAUAAUGAUGUUCAUAUCCGGGGUGUUACUGUUUAUUCUGUAUGGAUCUAUCGGCUUUACCGACGCGGCGCCCCGCAGCGCCUCCUACGACUCUGCGUCGCCGCUUUCCAGGAGGCUCCGCUCGGCCUCAGUGACCGAGGUGCUCCCCGGCACCUCUCUCCACCAGCUACCGGAGGACUGGGGUGUCCUGCGGGCUCUAAAAAGACUCAUCCGUGCGCCGGGCCCCCCUUUAAGCGCACAGGACAUCGGCGGCAGCACAACCCCGGCCAGGCGGCCGGGCACCGAGCCUUUCUCACAACAUGUCUCCAGCUCGGAGUCGGACUGGAGACGGAGACCAGGAGCCGCCAGGAGGUCCACCGACGCUCAGACAUCCGUGUUUUCUCCGGAGAAGAUGCUGCAGAUGGUCUCUAUGAUCCCCCAGCGCACUGCGAACGAUGCGUGGUCAACGGAUCACAUCGACACGUCUGUUCCUUCAAAGGACCAGGGCCAGGAGGUGGCGUGUAACUGCAGCACCGGUGGCGAGGGCAUCCUGGACCCAGAGGAGUGUGACGUCCGGACCGGCCGGUGCUCCUGCGUGUCUGGCCACAGCGGGCCGCAGUGUGAUGACUGUGAGGACGGACACUUCACCAACAGCACCGGCGGCUGCCUGCCCUGCCAGUGCGACUCCUACGGGGCUGUGGACCCCCUUUGUGACAGCUCAGGGACGUGUGUGUGUAAGAGGGGCGUGGACGGGCCCAAGUGUGACGACUGCCACCCUGAAUUCUUCCACUUCAGCAGCACCGGGUGUCAACCCUGCCGGUGCAACAACCACACCAACUACUGCCACCCGCAGUCCGGUGUGUGUCUGAACUGCAUGAACAACACCCAGGGGGACAACUGUGAGGAAUGUCAGCCCAACUUCUAUCGGCCGAGCAGCACCGCGGAGCUGGGCCAGUCCUGCUCGCCCUGCCCCUGCUCCAAAACCUCCACCACGGGCCGCUGCCACGCAGACUCGGCAGGCCAAGCUGUAUGUGACGCGUGCCUGCCCGGCUACACUGGGCCACGCUGCCUUACCUGCACCCCGCGAUUCUUCCGCUCGGAGGGGGCGUGUCUUCCCUGUGAGUGCCAUGGCAAUGCAGACCCCAGCGGUCCUCCCCAGAUGUGCGAUCCGGACACAGGCCGCUGCUUGGGCUGCUCCCCCGUGACGACCGGCGAUAAGUGCCAGUUGUGCGCAACGGGCUUCAGCGGGAACGCCCAGGCACAGAACUGUACCCGAGCACCAGACGUGCGGGCCGCGUCCGAUCCCGGGACCACCCCCCCGCCUCUCACCACGCUCCCUCCCAUCAUGACUUCGCCCGCUACGACCCUCGCCGACCCCUCCACCACCGCCUCCUCCCACAGCAACAACAACACCACCAUCACCACCAGCCCGGGCACGCCGGCCGCGUCCACCCAGACGGUGGCCAGUACUCUAGGGGCGUGGCCCAGCGACAACACUACGGCGCCUAGCGACGUGUCUUGGACCCAGUUCAACGUCAUCAUCCUGGCCGUCAUCAUCCUGGUGGUACUGGUGCUGUUGGGCUUCGUGGGCGGGGUGUACGCAUACCGGGAGUAUCAGAACCGCAAGCUCAAUGCGCCGUUCUGGACCAUCGAGCUGAAGGAGGACAACAUCAGCUUCAGCAGCUACCACGACAGCCUGCCAAACGCCGACGUGUCGGGGCUCCUGGAGGACGAAGCCAGUGAGGUGGCGCCCAACGGCCAGCUGGCCCUCACCACGCAGAGCAACUGCUACAAGGCUUAGGCCCCGCCCCACAUCCACCAGACUAUACACUGCUACGAUGUUCAAUCUAAACACAGGCUCCUCCUCCUCUUUCUCCCUCCUCCUCCUCCCCCCUCCUCUUCUUCUUCCUCCUUGUCCUCCUUGCCUUCUCCUCCUCUCCGUCCAUUUUUUCUGUUUUCUUUCACUUCUGUGUAUUUUCAUGAUGAAACAGGUGGACCAUUCCAAAAAAAGGCAAAGACAUUUAUUUUCUUGUUUAGCCACCAGGGGCCGCUGAUGCAUACUAACUGCUGCUGCCUUGGUAGGGAUUUUAUAAGGGGCCUAGCAUUUCAAAGUAAAAGUUCAAACCAACCAACUGACAAACAGUUUUGAGUUAAACCGGACCAGAAGAAAUGAUUGUUAUUUAAUUUAAUUUAUUGGUUGAUUACUUAUUUCUUUGAGAGAAAUGCUGCACAUGUUUAUUUGAAUGGUGUUUUAUCUAAUGUAUUAUUGAAUAUGGAGUUGUGGUUGACACACCGGAUAUUUUCCAUGUACAGUUUGUGUGUUUGUACACGUAACGGGAGGGCGGGGAGGGAGGGGUGGAUGGGUGGAAAACUUGCUGACGCAAACCAUUAUUAUUGUUUUAUUUUGCAAAUUGUAUACAGAUCCAGAAGGCCCUGGGUGUGUGACAGGUUGUGUUCCAUUGAGACUUCUCUAUAAAAGGCAGUAAAACUCA
Molecule: messenger RNA, 2624 nt
Organism: Gadus macrocephalus (Pacific cod)
Lineage: Eukaryota; Metazoa; Chordata; Actinopteri; Gadiformes; Gadidae
Product: multiple epidermal growth factor-like domains protein 9
Exons: 6
Coding region: 158-1933 (591 amino acids)
Biological process (GO): axon guidance
Cellular component (GO): basement membrane
Molecular function (GO): extracellular matrix structural constituent
Source: RefSeq, a predicted model, not a curated record